This is a messenger RNA of Glycine soja, 1597 nucleotides long. Its product is annotated as protein trichome birefringence-like 38. Bases 83 to 1210 code for a protein of 375 amino acids. Gene Ontology annotation, cellular component: Golgi apparatus. Gene Ontology annotation, molecular function: O-acetyltransferase activity. NCBI's taxonomy places the organism in Eukaryota, Viridiplantae, Streptophyta, Magnoliopsida, Fabales, Fabaceae. The record is from RefSeq and is a predicted model, not a curated record. The transcript is spliced from 6 exons.
GAGUUGCAUAGGUCAAAUGCAGUAGUUUAUUGAAACAGAUUCCCUUUGACCCGUGACAUUUUAAGUGGUGACUACUAGACCAAUGGAAUGGAGUGCAAAGAACAUUUCAGUUACCUCUGCUAAAUGGGUCACUACUACUCUGUCUCUGCUCUCCCUGUUUUGGCUCUUGUCCCUGCACCAAGCAAGAGCUGCAAAGUUCCACAAUGUGAGUGGCUUGAGAGGGAAAAAGCCAGUUGUAGCAAAUGGGUGCAAUUUGUUCCUGGGAAGUUGGGUGGUUGACACGUCUUAUCCUCUCUAUGACUCUUCAACAUGCCCCUUCAUUGAUCCCGAGUUUGAUUGCCAAAAGUAUGGAAGACCUGACAAACAGUACCUCAAAUACGCUUGGAAACCUGAUUCAUGUGCCAUACCCAGGUUCGAUGGUGCGGCUUUCCUGAACAGUUGGAGGGGUAAGAAGAUAAUGUUUGUGGGUGACUCACUGAGUCUCAACAUGUGGGAAUCACUGUCCUGUAUGAUUCACGCGUCGGUGCCAAAUGCCAAGACCGGCUUUUUGAGAAAAGAAUCACUGUCCACUGUGACCUUCCAGGACUAUGGAGUAACUAUACAGCUAUACCGCACACCGUAUUUGGUAGACAUAAUUCGUGAAAAUGUGGGGCGAGUGCUUACAUUGGACUCCAUUGUUGCUGGAAAUGCGUGGAAAGGCAUGGACAUGCUGAUUUUCAACUCGUGGCAUUGGUGGACCCACACUGGAAAAUCUCAGGGGUGGGAUUAUAUUAGAGAUGGACCCAAUCUUGUGAAGAACAUGGACCGUUUGGAGGCCUACAAUAAAGGAUUAACCACUUGGGCUAAUUGGGUUGAUCAGAAUGUUGAUCCCUCCAAAACUAAAGUCUUCUUUCAAGGCAUUUCUCCUACACACUAUCAGGGCAAGGAUUGGAAUCAACCAAAAAGAAGCUGUAGUGGAGAGCUUCAACCAUUGUCUGGAUCAACAUAUCCAGCAGGUCUACCUCCAGCAACUACCAUAUUGAACAAUGUGUUAAGGAAGAUGAGUACUCCAGUUUAUCUACUUGAUAUAACACUCCUCUCACAAUUAAGGAAGGAUGCUCACCCUUCUGCUUAUAGUGGGGACCAUGCAGGCAAUGACUGCAGCCACUGGUGCCUACCAGGAUUACCGGACACUUGGAACCAGCUCCUAUAUGCAGCUCUCACCAAAUGAAGGUGAAGGCCCCAUACAAAUUGAUCCUUUUCUUCAUCCCUUGGUUAUAUAUUCAGCUAGUGUUUUUAGAAUUUCUUUAUUAUUUGGGGGAUAUAUAGAUACUACAGAGGGGUGAAACUCAAUUGUAAAAUUAUAUAUAGGAUUCUUGGAAGAAUAAUUUACAAAACAAAAUAAGUUCCUUAGAGAUCAAAAUUGUUGCAUACUAAGAUGAGUACUUUGUUUACAAGGGUUCGUAAACUAAUUUUAUUGAAUCACAGAAUGAUGUUGAAUUCUAUCAUUGGUUGAUGCACGGAUCAUGUAUAACAUCCCAUACUUGUGACAGCUACAGGGUUAAUCGUAACUAUGAAACUGUUUCCUUCCUUCUGAGAAAGAAAGGGUCUUAUUGCA